This is a messenger RNA of Symsagittifera roscoffensis, 1221 nucleotides long. RefSeq lists its product as uncharacterized. Bases 353 to 1051 code for a protein of 232 amino acids. NCBI's taxonomy places the organism in Eukaryota, Metazoa, Xenacoelomorpha, Acoela, Convolutidae. The record is from RefSeq and is a predicted model, not a curated record. The transcript is spliced from 4 exons.
UAUUUUCGCGUUUAAAACUGCCUUACUUGAACUGAAACGUUAAUUUGCCUCAACUCUCACAACAUUUCCCGUCAUUUCAACUUACCUUUCCUCAUAAUUGUUGGAAGCUUACUCAGUUGCCGAAAUUAGAAGCUGAAACACAUUUAAAACCUCCGCGGCAAAAUAAAUGAUAAUUUGCAUGCUUAGAUAUUGCUCACAUCCGCAACAACGUCAAUCCUAGCAAUAGAAAUUAAGAGAAGCUUGGCGCCAAUUAUCCAUUUUAACGUCUGUUUAUUUCGAACCAAAAUAGUGAAAAACUAGACAAGCAGAAGAAACAGUUGAGAAAUAUUACUCGAAUUACUGCUGCCCAACAAUGAGUAAUCUGAGCAUGGAAGAUUUCACGCAGGAUGACCUGGUGGACUUCCAGAGGGCGUUCCAGAUGCAGACCAAGAUUGAGAGCUCCCCCAGUUUCAGAGACGGAGACGCGGAGAAACUGCUGCGCAAAGUGAACCUGAAGUUGGACGAUGACAAGAAGCGAUUCAUCAACAACCAAGGCCCUUCUAGGCCGACUCGAUUGACUCCUGGAGUGAGCAGAGGUCAGCCGGGGUCAGAGAGGGUGGACUUUCUGGACCUGUUGGAGAAUAUGUCGAGGAACUUCAUGGAUGACCAAACUACUGAGAAAGAACUUGAGGACGCUUUCAAGAUAUUGAAGCCGCAGUGUCGCGGGGGUAAGUCACCCGCUGAUGAGCUGUGUUUCUCUGACUUUGAGAAGGCCUACAGACGCAUGGGGGAUGAUUUCGGACAGGUCAUUGCCCUCGAGGAGGUGGAGGAGAUAUUCCAACACUUUCAGGUCAAGAGGAAGAACAGCGGCCAGCCCCCGACCGAAGACACAGAAGGGGGUGCACAGCCAACAAGUGAUGGAGCAAAGGGACCACCGGGGGAGGGGGAGAAGAAGGAGAAGGAGAAAGAGGGGGGCAGUGAGUCACUGGCAGUGGGUAAUGACAGACGUUCGGCAGUGGGGAAAAUAAAGAUUCGAGAGUUCAUCAAAACUGUCAGUCAAGACAGCAAUUGAACUUCUAAAGACAUGAAGUAGUCUGUAGUUUCCAUCCGUUUCACUUUUAUCAUCUUUCCCCAUUCACUACUAUACAUGCAAAAAGGUCUUUGCUCAAAAAGAAGAUUGAUUGGUAAGAUUCGCUAGUUUAUAAGCGUACGCUUGAAAUUGAAACCAGCAAAACUUCCAAA